AUGUGUAUUUUUCUUUUCCAGACACUCUUCCGACUCACGAAGCUUCGUUUACUGGAUCUCAGCGAUAAUGACAUUUUCUGCGUUCCCCCUGAAAUUGCUUCCUUAUCCAAUCUCGUAGAGCUCAAUCUCAGUAGAAAUGGUCUGUAUAGUGUAUUGUUUACUUCGAGCGCUUUAGUUCCGUUUUCAGAUAUAUCUGACUUGCCAGAACAGCUGAAAGAGUGUAAACUGCUCAUGGUUUUGGAUCUUAGCUCAAAUCCGAUUACAAGGUUACCGGAUACGAUAGCGCACUGCGUUUCUCUCACACAUCUAGGGUUAAAUGAUGUGUCGCUAACCCAGCUUCCAGUUGACAUAGGACAGCUGGUUAAUCUUCGUUCGUUGGAAGCUCGGGACAACCUUAUCCGAACAUUGCCUGCUAGCAUAACGCAUAUGAAGAACUUGCAAGUUAUUGACCUCGGCCAAAACGAGCUCGAUCAGCUGCCUGCGGAGCUGGGUUCCUUGGAGUCCUUGCGGGAAUUGUACGUCGACUCGAACGACCUGGAAGCUCUUCCUGAACAGCUAACAAAGUGCACUUACCUUGAGCAGCUGGAUGCAAGCGAGAACCGGCUUUCUUGCUUACCUGAGGAAAUCGGGGAUCUUUCUCAAUUGACUGAUGUUAACCUCGCUGACAACGAGCUGCAAACCAUCCCCAAUUCCAUAGGGCGAUUGAAGAAGUUGACCAUCUUGAAGCUGGAGAAGAACCACAUCCAUCACCUUACUCAGUCAAUUGGAAGUUGCGAGCAACUAGCUGAAUUGUUCCUUACUCAUAACUUGCUGCAAGAGUUACCGUCCUCUAUUGGGAAUUUGAAGAACCUGAAGAAUUUGAAUGUCGACCAAAAUAAGCUUUCAGCAAUACCAUCAACGAUUGGAGGUUGUUCGUCAUUAACAGUGCUGUCCCUGCGAGAAAAUGAAAUCACUGAAAUACCCAUGGAUAUAGGAAAGUGUGAGAAGUUGACUGUGUUGGACUUGUGCAAUAAUCGCUUGAGCCAUCUUCCUUUCACCAUCAACGUUCUGUUCAAAUUACAAGCUCUUUGGUUAAGUGAGAACCAGUCUCAAGCUAUGUUGAAACUGCAAGUCGAACGAGAUCCCCGUACUGGUGUGAAAGUGCUUUCCUGUUAUCUAUUGCCACAACUGAGCGCGCAUCCUCAAAACGAUCGAAGCGGUCAAAACCGCACUUUUGUCGGCGGCCCGAAGGUGCAUUUUCCCGAUCAAGACGCUACGAUUGACGAGGACAAGUUGCCAGUCGGACAGUUUGAACGGCAUGACACCCCACACCCAAAACCGCAGAAACUGAAGAAAAGCAGCAUCGAUGGGCAUGUGAUACAUCACGAUGGGCAAAACCAGGUAUGCGAAGAAACAAUGAAUAUUUACUACUUAUUGUGGCAAUUCAAGAACCAACCGGCUACCCUUGUCCUUUCGAAGAAGCCAGCGCCUGGUAUGGACACUUCACCAACAGGAGUCAUUCCGCAACCUGCUCCUCGCUCGGCGCUCAAGUUUCAAAGUGUUCCACCCACAGAGUGA
Cylicostephanus goldi is the source of this 1557-nucleotide messenger RNA. The record is from the annotation of a GenBank genome assembly. NCBI's taxonomy places the organism in Eukaryota, Metazoa, Nematoda, Chromadorea, Rhabditida, Strongylidae.